AGGGAACUUGUGUCAGGGGGAGUGCCGGGCCCCGCUCCCGGGAAAAGGAUCAUCUCUCUUCUUCGCGCCCCUUCCCCCCCCCCGCCGCUUGUUCCUUUUCGCCUUUCCCCUUGUGCCUGGCCCUCUUUUUGCGCCCCACGCCCGGUUCACACAGUCGCGUCGCCGAUUACAGGUUCCGCCUCCCCCUCUCCCCCUCUCUCUAUUUCCCCCUGCCGGUCCCCAUGUUUCCGCUCAAGGUCCAGUACUUUACCAGCGCCCUGGCUGGCAAGCCGCGGAGCAUCUUCACAGUGGACCUGCCGCCCGAGGCCACGGUCAAGUCCCUGGUCGAGGAGAUCCGUGCGAAGGUCCCCGGCGCGCCUGAGCAUUUGGCCAUUUGCUACCGUGAGUGCAUCCUCGAUGAGCUGCUGGAAGUCCCCUUCCGGCAGAUGGGCAUCCCCGAGGGAUCACAGGUGAAGGCCUUCGGCAGUGCCAAGCCCUUGGCCGAGGAUCCCUUUGGUUCGGUGCUGUACCAGCUAUGGAAGCGGAAUGCCAUCGAUCGCCAAUCAAACAACCUGCACAAGGCUAUCCUCGCCCUGCCGGAGCUUUUGGAUCCCUUUAAGGGCACGAGCCAGCUAUUUGACCAGGCUCUGGCCGAGCCGCGCAACAUGAAGGACUGGCUGCGGCAGUUCCUCAACCGGAACAAUGAGAUCAGCAAAAUCGACAAGGAGCAGAAGCCGAUCCUUGUCUUUAGCGCGCAGGUUGAGAAGCCGGCGCUCGAGGCCAUCGUGCGGGACUUUUCCAACUUCCUUGUGGUGUCGGAGAAUUUGCUGAAUGCCCAGGACGAUCUGCCGGAGCUCCUGGGCUCGGUCCACAUGCUGUACAUCAGCUGCAAGGUGAAUGGCGUCCCCUGUCAGGCGUUUGUGGACACCGGCGCCCAAAUGACCCUGAUCUCGCACGAGUUCACCAAGCGCGCUGGCAUCGAGCACCUGAUCGACCGCGCGCACAAGGUCCUGGCGGUGGGUGUUGGCCAGCAGCAAACCGUCGGCCGGAUUCACCUGGCGGACCUGCACUUGACCAAUGACCAGGAGUCCAACAACACGGUGUGCUUGUACACCAGCUUCCAUGUGAUCGACCAGCCGAUGGAUGUGCUGCUGGGGUUGGACAUGUUGCGCCGGCACCAGUGCGAGGUGGACCUCCACAAGGGGGUGCUCCGGGUGGGGGACUUCGAGACGGCCUUCCUCAGUGAGGCGCAAGUGGACAAGAGCAAGACCAUUGGCGGCCGGACCGGGUCACCGGAGCUUCGGUCGGGGGGUGGUGCCCCCGACAACCGGCACCCGGAUGGGAGCGCCUCUUCGCCGGCUCUGUUGCGACGUGCUCCGGGCGUGGCGGACCCCUCGGCCGCGGGGGGCCCCCCGGUGGCCGAGCCGGCCCCGGCCCCUGGGCCCGGUUCUCGCGACGAUGUGUACAUGCCGAGCCAGGAGCAAAUCCAGCAACUUGUGGCCAGCGGCGUGCCGGCUGACAUCGCCAUUCAGCUGCUGUCCUUCACCAAUGGCGAUGUGGCCCUGGCGAUGAACCUCUUUUUGGACAUGUCCUGAGGGGGGGGGGGCCUCCUUUUCCCGGUCGGCCCCGGUGUGCCCCGGCCCGGAGGUCCGAGGGUGGCAGUCCAGCGUGUUCUUCUGUCCAUAACCAGACCGGCAAUAUACAAUUAUACACCUUGCCCU
Molecule: messenger RNA, 1700 nt
Organism: Fonticula alba
Lineage: Eukaryota; Rotosphaerida; Fonticulaceae
Exons: 5
Coding region: 222-1574 (450 amino acids)
Biological process (GO): proteolysis
Molecular function (GO): aspartic-type endopeptidase activity; protein binding
Source: RefSeq, a predicted model, not a curated record